Equus caballus (horse) is the source of this 8167-nucleotide messenger RNA. It is a transcript of the gene GRAMD1B, whose product is annotated as GRAM domain containing 1B. The record is from RefSeq and is a predicted model, not a curated record. Gene Ontology annotation, biological process: intracellular sterol transport. Gene Ontology annotation, molecular function: cholesterol transfer activity; cholesterol binding. Lineage: Eukaryota; Metazoa; Chordata; Mammalia; Perissodactyla; Equidae. Gene Ontology annotation, cellular component: endoplasmic reticulum-plasma membrane contact site; endoplasmic reticulum membrane; plasma membrane.
AUUCCCAAGGUUUGCUUUGAGGUUUGCUUCGCGGAGGGCCCGGGGUCAAGGCUCCCCUCCCGGCUAGGGGUGGGGCAUUUUAACCUUUUGGUGGAUGCCCAUGCCAGUGCUCAUCUUCAGGUAUUUCUGACCCUCUCCUCCCCCUUCUCUGAGACCACAUUCCCCACUCACCCUCUCCCUGACUUUCUGUCCCGUCCUGGGACAAAACAUGUGCUGUGUCUUUAAAUGGGCGGAAGUGGCUGGCAGUGCUUUGCUUGGGUACUGCAUUGAUUAGGAGAUUAUAUGGAGCUGCGGGAGCUGCCGCCUGGGGGAAGAGAGGUGCAGGUUCUGCUAGGUUUUUGCUCUCCUCCUGGGCUCUCCUUGGGUUCUUUCCCCAAGGCUGCUCUGAGCCGGCGUGAGGUGAGGGUGGGUGGGUGGCCGGCCUGCCUGCCUGUUGACAGCAACUCCAGGGCUUGUUUUGCAGCCUUGCCAGCAUUACCCAUCUCCAUCAGAAACUGGCAGUGGCAGCAGCAGCUCGGGCAGGCAGCUCUAGCCCCGGGCUGGAUUUGCAGAAGCUGUCCUUCGCCUCCCAGCCCAGCUCUGGGCUGGGAAAGGGGGAAGAAGGGAAGGCAUCAGUUCUUCUGGCUUGCUCUUUCUCUCUCUCUCUCUUCUUUCUCUUUCUGAGUUCAAGUCACAUUACAUGGGAUUCUGUUCUUUGGGGACUUCGUCAUCUUUUCAAAUAUGUCCUGGGACCUCCGGAGCUGUAACGGGGAUGCUAAGGACACGGUCAGUGGAUUAUCGUGACUGUACUAAUGAAAGGAUUCAAGCUAUCCUGCACUGCCAGUAACUCAAACCGCAGCACGCCGGCCUGCUCCCCCAUCCUCCGGAAGCGGUCUCGCUCACCAACCCCACAGAACCCAGACGGAGACACCAUGGUGGAGAAGGGCUCAGAUCACUCCUCGGACAAGUCCCCGUCCACACCGGAGCAGGGUGUGCAGCGCAGCUGCUCUUCACAGUCUGGCCGGAGUGGGGGCAAAAAUUCCAAGUCUCACAAGCGCCUCUCAAAAAAAAGCCAGAGUUGGUAUAAUGUCUUAAGCCCCACUUACAAGCAGAGAAAUGAAGACUUCAGAAAGCUCUUUAAGCAACUUCCAGACACGGAGCGCCUCAUUGUUGAUUACUCAUGUGCACUCCAAAGAGACAUUCUUCUUCAGGGCCGACUCUACCUCUCUGAAAAUUGGAUCUGCUUCUACAGCAACAUCUUCCGCUGGGAAACUCUGCUGACCGUUCGUUUGAAAGACAUCUGCUCCAUGACUAAAGAAAAAACAGCUCGCCUCAUUCCCAAUGCCAUCCAAGUUUGCACUGACUCGGAAAAGCACUUUUUCACUUCAUUUGGAGCCCGGGAUAGGACAUACAUGAUGAUGUUCCGGCUCUGGCAGAAUGCUCUCCUUGAAAAACCCCUGUGUCCCAAGGAGCUCUGGCACUUCGUUCACCAGUGCUACGGGAACGAGUUGGGGCUGACCAGUGACGAUGAGGACUACGUACCCCCUGAUGACGACUUCAACACAAUGGGCUACUGUGAGGAGAUCCCUGUAGAAGAGAAUGAAGUGAAUGACAGCUCAUCCAAAAGCAGCAUAGAGACCAAGCCAGAUGCCAGUCCACAGCUGCCCAAGAAAUCCAUCACCAACAGCACGCUGACAUCCACAGGGAGCAGCGAAGCUCCCGUCUCGUUUGAUGGCCUGCCCCUGGAAGAGGAGGUGCUGGAGGGCGACGGGUCCCUGGAGAAGGAGCUCGCCAUCGACAGCAUCAUCGGGGAGAAAAUCGAGAUCAUCGCGCCUGUGAACUCCCCUUCACUGGACUUCAAUGACAAUGAGGACAUCCCCACCGAGCUCAGUGACUCUUCCGACACCCACGAUGAAGGGGAGGUCCAGGCCUUCUAUGAGGACCUGAGUGGCCGGCAGUAUGUGAACGAAGUCUUCAACUUCAGCGUGGACAAGCUCUACGACCUCCUGUUCACUGACUCGCCCUUCCAGCGGGACUUCAUGGAGCAGCGACGCUUCUCUGAUAUCAUCUUCCAUCCGUGGAAAAAGGAAGAGAAUGGAAACCAGAGUCGAGUGAUUCUUUAUACCAUCACCCUUACCAAUCCUCUGGCUCCCAAAACUGCCACUGUCAGGGAGACCCAGACCAUGUACAAGGCGAGCCAGGAGAGUGAAUGUUACGUGAUAGACGCCGAAGUCCUCACUCACGACGUGCCGUACCACGACUACUUCUACACCAUCAACCGCUACACGCUCACCCGCGUGGCACGGAACAAGAGUCGACUCAGGGUCUCCACAGAGCUGCGGUACCGAAAACAGCCCUGGGGGUUAGUGAAAACUUUCAUCGAGAAGAACUUCUGGAGUGGGCUGGAGGACUACUUCCGCCAUUUAGAGAGUGAGCUGACCAAAACAGAGAGCACCUACCUGGCUGAGAUGCACAGACAGUCUCCCAAAGAGAAGGCCAGCAAGCCCACAACGGUGCGGAGGAGGAAGCGUCCCCAUGCCCACCUGCGGGUGCCUCACCUGGAAGAGGUGAUGAGUCCCGUCACCACACCCACUGAUGAAGAUGUGGGCCAUAGGAUCAAGCACGUGGCAGGUGUGCCAGGUUCCACGCAGACACGGCAUAUCCCUGAGGACACUCCCAAUGGUUUCCACCUGCAGAGUGUGUCCAAGCUGCUGCUGGUUAUCAGCUGUGUUCUGGUGCUGCUGGUCAUCCUUAAUAUGAUGCUCUUCUACAAACUCUGGAUGUUAGAAUACACCACCCAGACCCUCACUGCCUGGCAGGGUCUGAGGCUCCAAGAAAGGUUACCCCAAUCUCAGACAGAAUGGGCCCAGCUCUUAGAGUCCCAACAAAAGUACCACGAUACUGAGCUCCAAAAGUGGAGGGAGAUCAUCAAAUCUUCAGUGAUGCUUCUUGACCAGAUGAAGGACUCACUCAUCAAUCUUCAGAACGGCAUCAGGUCCCGUGACUACACAUCAGAAAGUGAAGAGAAGAGGAACCGCUAUCAUUGACAAGGCAGGAGCAGGGGUGGCUGCAAGAGGCCUGUGCAAUACGUGUACAUAGACCGUAUAAAUAUAUAUAUAUAAAUAUAUAUAUACAGAAUAUAAAUAUAUAUAUAUUAUAUACAGAUUUUAAAAAGAGAUAAUGCCUCUGUACCAGGGAGAAGGAGCGGGACCGCCUCCUGUGCUGGCCAGUGGAGGGUCCGAGGAGGGCAGGGACCACCUCUCAGCGCUGACCUCCCCUGAUCUUCCUCCCCCAUCCUCUAGUCCUCGCCCUUUCCCUUGCUGGCCAUUCUUGGCUCUGAGAAGGGAAAUGUUGUUGAGCCAAAGUUAUGCCUGUGAAGACCCUGGGGUCUUGAAGUCUCAAGGGGGCAUUGCUUAAGGUGCUUCAUUCCCUAAUCCCCUUUUGAUUUGUUUCCAAAAUAAAAGAGAAUCUUUUCUUCCCUACUGCAUGCUUCCCCAGGUGUUCUCUUAUGAACAAGGAAGCAUUGAGGGCAGGAGCCCAAUCUAAACUACCACAUGAGGCCACCUCCUUUCUAUGGACCAUACCCCAAGAUUCAGGUGGAGAGGAUGCUGGAAAGCAAGGAAGGCGCACUUGUGGGUUUGGGCUUUGUGGCUGAAGGCUCCUGAGGACUUGUGUUCUGAAGGGUAUUCUCCUUGAUCACCCCACCCCCUGCACCUUCCUCUAACUGUCUAGGGUGUGGACCCAAUAAGGGCUGGGAAUUUCUUACUUUCCCACCCCCUCUUCUCUCUGGUCUUCUCCCAGGCUGGUUCUGGGUGAAGUGUCACUUUUUAGUGCCUAAAGCCCUAUUUUUUCUCUGUGCCCUGAGAGCACAUUGUUUAUUAGCCAGGGUAGAGCAUUUUUGAUCUUGUUAAACCUCUUUUAGUGGUUAUCAGUAAGUCAGGUCUGUGGCUCUAAUUAAUUCCCUUUGAGUUUGAUUUCCAGUAUGAAUCACAGUGUUCUAGGACCUCUAGGGUUUGAGAGAGUGAAUGCCCUAGCAAUGUACAGAUUGUAGGGUCUAAGCACAGAACGCUGGGUGAGCAGUGAGCACUGAUGUCUAAGCACUCCUUUGGCUGCCAGCAUCAUUCACUCUCAGUGAAGAACCAACUUUAGUUAAGGGAGGCAACUGUCUGACGCGCUUUGCACAUGGAAGAAAACCUAAGCCUCUGGAGGGAAUGGAUUUGUCAAAGGUGCAUGGAUUUGGGCAGGAAAAAACCAAAUCAACUCUCUGCCCCAUGGGGGCUAUUCCAAAUCCUGUUUUUCAGACUUGGGAGUGGGAGUUCCAGCUGAGGGAGCAAAGCCUUUUCUGGUCUCUGGCCCUAGAGAGGUAUGAGAUCACUAGGAGUAGAAAGAAGAUCUUGGGUUCAGAAAUUGAGGCAUCCAGGGCCUUUUCGGGGUCGUCUCACUAGGACCCAUGCAUUUAUCUGACCUCAUGGGGCCCUUCUGGGCACACUUAUUGUCCUUCAUACACAGAUUGCUAUUUCUCUGUAUAAUGACCAAAGGAUUCCUGCCAGUCCAGGCCAACCUUGCGGACAUUCUUGAUCAGGAAAGGAUCAUAGCCAGUUUGGCAAGGAGAGCUCUUCCGGAUCGCUUGUUCUUCUGGUGGGUCUCUUGAUGAGGGGCAGGAAAAAAAGAAGAUUUUAUCAUAGAUCUACCCCAAAAGAAGAGCAAGUUGUUUUCUUCCCUUGGAAUGGCCUGUGCUUUAUCUUGCUUUGACAACUAAAGAAAAGUUUUUGACUAUUCAGUCUAUCUGAGAAUAUGACCUUGUUAUUGCCCUAAGGGCAGGAUGAGAACGCAAAAAGAUAGAUGCCCACGUCCUCCCCCAGGUGGGAAGGAUGAGAAGGUUCCUUGGGAUCAGCUGGAAUUGAUCUCCUUCCUCUUGAAAGGGAGAUGUGAGGAAUUGGAGUCGAGUGUAAUCCAUGUGAAGGGUGCGCAUGCCCGCAGGCCAGUGGGUCACUACUCAUUCUUGUCUAAGCCUUUGAGUAGGAGACCCUGGUGAGGGUCAGGCUCCUGGGCCUCAAGCCAAAGAAGGAGGAACAGUACAGACUGCUAGAAAUUUCCCCGUUGGAGUAGCCAGAAGCCAAAAUUAUUCCCAGAAACUUUUGAAAGCAAAAAUGGUAAAAUCUCCAAUUUAUUCUGUACAUAAUUAUUUAAAUUAUUCAUUAAUUAAAGAUCCCCUGGUGAGACCUUUGGGAUGACUUAAAAAGCAUCCCUUGCUGGGGGUAAAGUAGAAGUAGACCUGGCUACCCAGAGUUCUGCCUUUGCUUUGCCUCUCAGGCCCAUCCUAGGGAGGAGAAGAUGGCAGGAAGGGGAGGUACUUAGUGUGUCUAAGGAACCCUCAUGAUUUCUGGUGAUUUGAACUCAGGAGACAACGUCUACACAUAGGGAAUGACCCUCGGCUGCCUCAUUUCCAAAAAUCAUGGAUUUCUUUUGAGUGCCGUCUGUUUUAAUAAUUUUUUGACUUUCAAACCAGCUGAAAACCAACAACUCUAUUUACUCCCAAACAGAAGCUUUUUUCCCUUAUUCAAUAACCUGUCAAAGAGAAAGGAACUCACCCUUGCAGAUAGGUCUGGGAGUGAAAAACAUAAAUAACGUGAGUUGUGAUACCUGCAAGGGGCUAUCAAAACCACCGCCUUCUAUGUUAUUUCUUCCAGCCAGUGCUUUUUUCGUUUUUGUUCACAUAAGAACUCGGGCCACGGAGGAGUUUUUCUGCAAGAAUUCAUGUGGCAAAACAUUGGAAAGCUUGCACUUAGUUUCAAAGAUUUUGCAAAGUUUCUAACCAGGUGAAGGACAGCUACAGGGUCUAUACUUCCACUCCAGCUUACUGUGGAGGAAUCUACAAGAUUGGCGUUGGAAAAGCUGGCCUUGUCUGCGACUCUGCCCUUUCCCCCUGGGACAAGGGGAUAGCAUCCCAGGCCAGCAACAUCAGCAACCUGAGGUUCUCUGUGAGAGCCCUGGGCUGAGAGGCAGGGACCUGGACCUAAGUCUGGGCUCUGCUAUUGGACAAGUAUCCCACCCUCCCCCACCAGGCUUCAGUAUCCUCAUUUGUAACAGGAGGGAGUUGGGCUGGACUAUCGCUAACGUAGGUUCUAGCUUUGGGAUUGUCUUGGAGGCUAGGCCAGAGACCAUCAAGGCUGGGCUUUCUCAGACUUGGGAGGUACCCUGCCAGGAGGGAACAAGUCUUCUGAGCUAGAGCUCCCCUGGUGUUUAGAUGAGUGAUCAGGCAGUGUCUGGGUUCCCAGGAAAUCCAGAGUAGUUAAACUUUCUUCUUUAUGGGCUAGGAGGGCUCAGGAGGCCCAGCGAUAGAGGAGGAGGAGAGAGAGAUCAGGCUUGUCAUGUUGCUCAGUGUUAACCCAGGAGAGUGUUUCUUCCUUCAUUAGCCUAUCUUAGUUUGAGAAGGGGCCUUCCUUUGGACUCUGUCUAAGCUGGGAGGAGAAGGACAAUGGCAAGGAAGGCAUUAUCUUGGAUGAGCCCAUCUUCCGUCUCUAGGUUUGAAGACCUCCAUCUAUCCAUCCUUUCUUGCUAGAGGAAGCAGUGGAGAGAAGUCAUUCCUGGUCCUAGCACUUCUAUUUUGGCUCCACCCAAACCUUGUUGGGGUUUGGAUUAAGUGAAGCUUUGGCUAAAAUCCCUGGGUUGCCUUAGAACACUGACACUAACAACCUAGGAUUACAAGGAACAGGCCACCUCACGAGGAAUGCUUUGCUAGAAGUGGAUUCUUUCCAUGUCCCUAUCCUGACCUAAGCUUGGGCCAUGUCUACUACAUUUGCAGGCAGCAUCUCUAGGGUGAAAUCUUGGAGAAAGGACUAGGGGAAGAAUCUUUCUGGAUUGUUUGUGGUCUCAGAAGGAUCCUUUCUGUGCCAUACUAUGCUGCUGCUUUAGCUCUGCAGACAGCCAAAGCCAGCCCUUGCUCCCUAGGGCCCCCCCGGGAGAAACAGUGCUCUUCUCUCCCCUAGGUAGCAGGGCUGUGGUCUCCCUCCCAUCACCCCCUAACUUCACCUGCCCACUCCAGUAGGAAACUUGAGAACCUCUCUUCCUGACUCUCUUCUUCCCCACCCCUUGUCUCUAGGCUGUGGGACAAUCAUCCCAUCCACCACUUGACAUCCUUGACCCUCAUCCCCCAACCUCCAGCAGGCUGGCCCCACUCCCCUCCACCUCUGUGUUUUCUUCCAGAAGAUGUGUUUUGGGUCCAAGAGGAGAGUUUUUCUGGGAGGCCAUCUUUUAACGCCCCUGCUUACCUGAUGUGGAGCAGGAAUUUGCACAUGGUGUAGAGAGCUCCCCUUCCCACCUCUCUGCCCACCCUUGUUACCUCACUCCUGCUUCAGCCUUGGCUGUGAUGGGCCCAGCCAUUUCCCUGUUUUAGUGUUCUGUGCGACAGCUCAGGGGUCUUGGGCAUUGUUUUCUGUUGUGAUUUGAGGUCCUCAGCAGGCCUGGGAGCCCGGACUGGAGCCUUGGCUGCUGGCGAGAAGCACCUUGCCUGUCAAGAGGAGCUGAUGUCAGACGAUCCACUGGACAUGUGAAGGCCUACAGAACAGUGUCAUCUCUGCCCCUUGGCCAUUCUUGCUUCUCUCAACACAGUGAGACAUUGCAGAAUCAAAAUGGUGGCCUCUGCUCCAGGCAAGACAGCUGGCUGUCUGGGGAGUUGGCCUUGGGUUUGGGUGCCGUGUGCUGAGAUAGCAUAGUAAAAGCAACCAUUUUUGCCAACAACAGUAUGCGGCUCCCCACAGUUCCCUGUCCUGCACUCUAAGGCCAGACAACUCUCUGCAUGGACCAGACCAUCUUCCCAAACCCAUGGUGCUUCCCCACUCCUCUCCCACUCAACGUAGACUCCAAGGUGGGGAGGGAUGGGUCAGAGGCCAUAGUGGCUCCUGGAUAAUACUGACAUGGGGUGGAGUGGGGUGAGGCAGAGGGAGCAGCCCCCAACACCCACACUGGGGCCAUAUAUGGGAACGAACACAGGUUGAUUGCAGUUGAGUUGUCUGGCCAUCUGUAUUUGGAUCUGUAACUGUACUUUGCCUGGCGCUGUGCGCAAGGUCUGAAAACUUACUGCUAGUAUCUAGAAACAUAAAAGGCUUCCCAGCCAAAUCUUAAUGUAAAGUAGCUAGAGCCAUGGAAGUACAGUAUGAAUUAAAAGAAAAAAGUAUUGAACUACAAA